AUGCUCGAGGCGAGACUUCAACAAGCUGCUCUUUUAAAAAAACUCUUGGACGCCAUUAAGGAUCUGGUCGUCGACGCUAACUUUGAUUGCAAUGAUAGUGGCAUCUCGUUGCAGGCUAUGGAUAGUUCUCAUGUUGCCUUGGUGUCUAUGUUAAUUAAAUCUGAUGGUUUUGAACCUUACCGUUGCGAUCGCAAUAUUGCUCUCGGUAUUAACCUAAAUGCUUUAUCCAAGGUUCUCCGUUGUGCUCAAAAUGAAGAUCUUGUGACCCUCAAGGCCGAGGACACACCAGAGUUACUCAACCUUGUAUUUGAGAGCGAAAAAAAUGACCGCAUUUCGGACUACGACAUUAAACUUAUGGACAUUGACCAAGAACAUCUCGGUAUUCCCGACAUUGAGUAUGAUGCCACCAUCACCAUGCCUUCGGCAGAGUUCCAACGCAUCACUCGUGAUCUGCUUACCCUCAGUGACUCUGUCACUAUUCAUGCAAGCAAGGAGGGCGUUCGUUUCAGUUGCAGAGGUGACAUCGGUAAUGGAAGCACCACGCUGAAGCAACACACAGACCUUUCCGACAGCGAUCAGAGCAUUGAGAUUUCGCUCACCCAAGCUGUUUCUCUUACCUUCUCCCUUAAGUAUCUGGCUCAGUUUACCAAGGCUACGCCUCUUGCUACUCGUGUUACGCUUUCCAUGAGUAGCGAGGUCCCUCUUCUCGUUGAGUAUAAGAUGGAGUCCGGCCAUCUUCGUUACUACCUUGCCCCCAAAAUUGGCGAAGAGGACGAAGAGUAA
Molecule: messenger RNA, 783 nt
Organism: Schizosaccharomyces japonicus yFS275
Lineage: Eukaryota; Fungi; Ascomycota; Schizosaccharomycetes; Schizosaccharomycetales; Schizosaccharomycetaceae
Exons: 2
Coding region: 1-783 (260 amino acids)
Biological process (GO): UV-damage excision repair; mitotic DNA replication lagging strand elongation; lagging strand elongation
Cellular component (GO): chromatin; site of double-strand break; nucleus
Molecular function (GO): DNA binding; DNA polymerase processivity factor activity
Source: RefSeq, a predicted model, not a curated record